Peniophora sp. CBMAI 1063 is the source of this 2046-nucleotide messenger RNA. The record is from the annotation of a GenBank genome assembly. NCBI's taxonomy places the organism in Eukaryota, Fungi, Basidiomycota, Agaricomycetes, Russulales, Peniophoraceae.
AUGUCCUCGGAUAUUCAUAAUUUCAGGCAGCUCUACGCUAAACAUACCCUCGCAUUUGGAUACUUGAAGAGCUGUGGUGGCCCCGUAGACAGCCAUGACCAUCACUUUCUGGAUACAACGUUGGAUGGAGAAAUACAUAUCGGUCGUGGGCCUCACAACGAUCUCAUCUUGCAGGAACCUCUUAUCAGCUGGGAGCACUGCAUGCUUACAUACACGGAGCAAUAUGACGCCCCAGUCGCAGUCGCACUCACCGCGAAAAAGACUAGGAACGGGACUUUCGUGAAUGGGGUACGGCUAAAGGUUGGACAGACUAGAGUCCUGGACGACGGGGACACAGUAUCUCUCGGCGUCUUCGUUGUGUCGCACGCAGAGAACAGGAAUCGGCAUUACCACUUCGAACACGACACGCUAGAAGGCUAUGGUCUUCCCGAGGAAAGACUCAGAUUGGGAAAGCCCAGCUGGCAAUUCAAAUUUCAUUUGUUGGAGAGGGGAGACGACGUCGGUCUGAGCGGUGUUGGGCGAGCUGUCAACGCUUGCUUGCAUCAAAGCGUCCGAUGUAGUGACAGCAUACGCAAAGCACGGGCACUCCUCGGGCAGAUGCGAGGCAACGAACUGCCCGAGCCACCACGGAGCAAAGCAAAUAGACGACGUGUUGGCUCGUCUGCUGGACGGUCUACGACGCCACCGUUCACCUCCCCGCCCGCUGAUUUGCGCAAACACAGGGGCUUGCCGGCUGAGUAUAUGGAGGGUGAUUACUUACAUCUACACCCCGCUCCCGACGGCCUUUCAUGGUAUCACCCCGACUUCAUAUGGCUCGGCCACGUUCAGCAUCGAGAGGACACGGCCAGCUAUGAACUUCCCUCCGCUUUCCACUCUUGGUCCACAGUAUACGGCAUCCCACAAGGUCUUCAUCCCCGCUGGAAUGAGUUCUCAACCGCUGUCUUCGGGGAUGAACGACUCGACGUUGGCCCCGAGUCUGUACGUCUGGAGGGUAUCCCUCCAUUACCGUAUUACUUGCGUCAGAUUCCCGAGGAUGCGGAAGCUCGGCGAGAAGGCGGAUGGGUGGAUAUCGAUCUGAAGUCGAUGGCUCGACAAAUCGAACAAGAGCGCAUAUACAACGAGGACCCGCGCAGGAUGCCGAUCACUGAUCCCCCUCGUCAUCAAUCCCCAGACGACGUCCCUCCCUCGAGAAGCGACGAAGCGUCUCGUCCUUUACCCACGUCUCAAAAUAAGCGGAAGCUUGACUCGACCGUUGACGCGGCCUCUCAGCGCCCUGUUGCUGUCGACACGCCACUCACAGACACUCUCCAGCCCCCGCGUAAACGCGUGAAGCGAGGCGGCGCUCAUACCACGCGAGGGGAGAUCUCAAGCAAUACGGCAAACUCACGCACUGCGGGCCCGUCUACCUUGACAUCGCGCAGCACUCCGCAUACACGUACUCACCUUCAUGACGAAGAGCGGACUGAUGAAAGUCCCGCUGAGCGUACCGCCGGUCCAGCCAAAAAGGUGCGCACGGCAGUUGCCUGCGCGUCGAAGCGCCGACGCCCCGACGGCGAUGUGGGAGAGCCAGCUUCAAAACGCCCGCCCCACACCGCUAUGGCCGGCUCUCAAGCUCAAAGCUCGUUGCCUGACGAUGGAACCGUCAUUGAGGGAAGCCGCCCUCGCAAACGUACUCGGCUUCACGACGAAGAGCCAACAGCGGAAAGACCCGCUAAACGCCCGGCCCGGCCCGCCAUCAAGGCGCCAGACGACGCGGCUUCUCGCACGCUCAAGCGCCCGCGCGCGCCCAAAGCCGACGUUGAAAAAGAGCGCCCGGUCAAGCGGGCAACGCGUGCUUCUGGCAUCGCGCCGGAUGUCAAGUCUCGUCCCCUCAAACGCGCGCGCGUACAUCGCGAGGACGCGCCGCCUGAACAAGUAAUUGUGGAUAGCGCGCCUCACCCUUCGAAGCGUCAGCGUCAUACGCCCUCGGAGGCCCCAGGCGCAGAAGCCCCCACUUAUCGACGCUCGAGGCGCUUGAAUGGCAAAGCCCCGGCGCAUCGCCGAUGA